Molecule: messenger RNA, 1796 nt
Organism: Cynara cardunculus var. scolymus (artichoke)
Lineage: Eukaryota; Viridiplantae; Streptophyta; Magnoliopsida; Asterales; Asteraceae
Product: LRR receptor-like serine/threonine-protein kinase HSL2
Exons: 2
Coding region: 30-1508 (492 amino acids)
Biological process (GO): protein phosphorylation
Molecular function (GO): protein binding; protein kinase activity; ATP binding
Source: RefSeq, a predicted model, not a curated record
GUAUCUGCAGUUUACAGGAGAUUGUUGAGAUGGAUUUCGGAAAUAAUCAAUUUUCCGGCGGAUUGCCAUCGUGUUUGACGAAUUUGAAGAAGUUAGAGAAGCUUAAUCUUCAAUCAAACAAGUUCACCGGCGCAAUCCCAAAUGCUGUGAGUUCUUGGAGUGCUCUUUCCAGUUUGAAUCUAUCCAACAAUAUGUUGACCGGCGAAAUCCCAAAUCAAAUCGGGAAUUUACCGGUUCUAAACUAUUUGGAUCUUUCCGGUAACUCACUUUCCGGCAAGAUACCAACUUCACUGACUAAACUCCGACUUAAUAUCUUGAAUAUAUCCAACAACAAUCUUGAAGGCAAGGUACCAACCGGUUUGGAUGUCUCGAGCUUAAGGGGUAACCCCAAACUAUGCAGUCCCGAUCUUAAACCGUUUCCUCGCUGCCAUAAGUCGAAAUCAGUAAGCUAUUAUUCAGUCGGCAUUUUGUCAGCCGUGGCUUUCUUUCUUAUCGUGUCGCUAAUCUGGGUUGUGAUCAAGACCCGAUUAUUUCGCCGGAAUAAAAGAUUAUGGAAGAUCACGUCGUUCCAGCGGCUGGGAUUCAAAGAACAAGACGUGUUGGUUUCGUUAGCGGAGAGCAACAUCAUCGGAAUGGGCGGAUCCGGUAAGGUUUACCGGGUAACGAUGAAAACUGGACAAAUGGUGGCGGUUAAGAAGCUAUUCGGAGUUCAUGAGAGUCCGGAAACGGAGGCGGAAUUCUUGGCGGAGAUGGAGACGCUGGGUAGAAUCCGACAUAAAAACAUCGUGAAGCUUUUGUUUGGUAGUGUCGGGGAGGAUUUUCGGGCGUUGGUUUACGAGUAUAUGGAGAACGGGAGUUUAGGCGACAUGUUACACGAAGAUCCAAAAGGCGGGCUUUUGUUGGAUUGGGGGAAGCGGUUCGAGAUCGGUCUUGGAGCUGCACAAGGGUUAGCAUAUUUGCACCACGACUGUGUGCCCGGGAUCGUUCAUCGUGACGUUAAGUCAAACAAUAUCUUGUUGGACGAAGAGUUUAGACCACGGGUUGCGGAUUUUGGCCUAGCCAAAACCUUGCAAAUAAAAGCGAGCGAUAGCGAUGGAUCCAUGUCUCGUGUUGCGGGUUCCUACGGCUACAUUGCACCAGAGUACGCAUACAUGAUGAAAAUUACUGAAAAGAGCGACGUUUACAGUUUUGGAGUGGUGCUAAUGGAGAUAGUGACGGGUAAGCGACCAAAUGAUUCAUCUUUUAAUGAAAACACGGAUCUCGUGAAGUGGGUGACAUCGGCCGCUUUGUUGUCGCCGGAGAAAACAAGUGACGGUGGUUGGACUUACUUGGAUCAACUUAUCGACCCUAAGAUGAGCCCUUCUAGUCGUGAUUAUGAAGAAAUCGAAAGGGUGUUGAACGUAGCUCUCCAAUGUACUUCCGCAUUCCCGAUUAACAGACCAUCCAUGAGAAAAGUUGUCGAGUUGCUCAAAAACCAUUCUACGGCACCUUCAAAGCAACAACAAUGAAAGGCUAGACCUUGAAAUUCCUCUAUGAAAUGUUAAUUCUGCUCAGAACCGCUAAAAAUUUCUGCUAGUUAUUUUCAGGCCCACAAAAUUAAACUAGAUGCAUAUAAAUUGGCCUGAACACUUGUCGACAGUUAAAUAUAAUAAUUUAAAAUAUGUAUAUUUUUGGUACAAAUUUCUACCUUUUGGAUGCAUAGUGUUAAGAUUGUAUGUUUUUGGGGGCAAAAUUUGUAUCUCUUAAUGGUUGAGGGUCUUUUGUGUAAAUAUGACUCGUUAUCUGUUUUCUUGACA